Molecule: messenger RNA, 5804 nt
Organism: Ornithodoros turicata
Lineage: Eukaryota; Metazoa; Arthropoda; Arachnida; Ixodida; Argasidae
Product: zinc finger protein 431-like
Exons: 10
Coding region: 1392-3650 (752 amino acids)
Biological process (GO): regulation of transcription by RNA polymerase II
Cellular component (GO): nucleus
Molecular function (GO): DNA-binding transcription factor activity, RNA polymerase II-specific; RNA polymerase II cis-regulatory region sequence-specific DNA binding
Source: RefSeq, a predicted model, not a curated record
CGCUGCAGUGCAGUAAAGUUUAGUUGGAGUUAGCGCCCGUGUGUGUCUUAUGUUUCCUCCCGUGGUUGUUGUUUUCGCGCUGUGUGUUUCCUGUGUAGCAGGGCUUACAGCGAAAAUACAGCGCGAUAACUUUGCCAAUGAAAUACCAAAACAUUACCAAAACAUUUUCGGUAAAAAUUCGCGGUACUUUUUUUGAGGGCCGAGCAGGUCCACAGGAUCAUUUUGCAUCGAAUUGCCCAGAAGCCACUCAAGGCCUGAAGAACUGGAACACUCUAAGGGUGCUGCAUUUCCAAAACUGCUAAGGCGCCGCCCGAUAUUGAUAAAUAAAAUACUUAAAAAACCAAAGGCCCUGCUCAUGUGGUUCGACAUUUUGUGUAAAACGCAGGGUAAAAGAAAAAUGCGGCUUCAAUUCAUGUGGAGGAAUUAUUAUAGUCCAAUAAUUCCAGGUUACAAUUUAUCCGCUGAGCUUCGAGUUUGGGGAGUUUUGUUAUCCGCGCCUAUGAAGAUGAUGAUGAUGAUGAUUGCAUUUUUCGUGUUAUCUGGUGCAUACGCAGACAAAGAAGCAAAGAAUUUAAUAGGUACAUUUCAAUAUUAAAUGCAGAAACCUUUGAAGGGAAGCGAGUGGGAGAAAUGCUCCCAACAGUUCCCCCUUGUGGCUAUCUCCAAGGGUUCCCGAAAAAUGCUGAUUUUGAGUCGGGGGAAUCGCUACGUGAAUUUCCAAAAAAAUCAGAAAACUGCACAGAGUGAUCCUGCAUCGGAAACAACAAUGAGGUCAUCAACGAACAAGCAAGCUUUAAACAGUGCCCCUCAUGCAUUGCUACCUGUUGAGGUCACUUUUAGGAAAAAGCUGCCUCUUAAUAUGUAACGCGCUUUAUUUUAUUUAUUUAUCUUGCGCACUGGUAUUCGUUGAUGUUGCAAUAAGUACAGGACAGCUUCUAUUUCCAUCUUCCUCCACUCAGAGUACUCAUGCUGGUGCGCGGGCAAGAGCUCACCAGACAUAAGCUCACCGGGGCAGGACAAAAGCUCACCAGAGAGACUGACCAAGGUUAGUUCAGGAGAGCCCUUUACGUAUUUCACACAUUGGUGCGGCGAGUUUUUGUCUGCUCCCGGGUGAGCUUUUGUCCUGGAACCACUCAUGCUCGCGAAUACCACCUUGAAACACAGGUACGACGGCAAAAGAGUCAUCCUUGACACAUGUGGCCUCCUACAAGGCUGCUGUGAUUCCCACGGGACCUGGGACUGGGGAGGGGUGUACGGGGGCUUCAAGCAAGAUGAAGCAUUCAACAGGCCAUCUCACUUGACCACACCGGUCUCCUCCUCCCCAAUGGGGAUUUCGUGUCCUUUCACUCCCUGCCCUGUGAGCACCAUGUGCGUGAACGAGUCGUGAAGCAAUGGGGAGCAGGACGGUGCCCCCCUCGAAAGCCCGUAAGCGGACAAAAAAGGCCAAGAGUGCUGCGCUGCGUGAGAAGCGGAAGCACCAGGAGGCAACCGAAAGCGCAGUUCGUCAGCAGAGUGAUGACAGCUGCCAAGUACCAGAAGUCAUCAUAGGAACAGCCUUCAUGUCACCUGAUGACGCACCAGAUAGCAGUGGCAGUAGAGCUGCUAGUGAAGCAUGUCACAGCCUGCAGCGUCCUGCUGCGUCUACUUCGUUCAGCACAGAUGAGCCUGCACCAUGCGGCGAUUAUCCAGACCUGGCAACAAGGAGGACAGCCACUGUGCAGAGCGCGGGGCCUGAAAGCCGGGCACACUUUGAAGCAGACCAGUUCGAGUCCAAAAGGCAAGAUGGAUGGCGGAAACUAAAACCAAAUGCUGUGCCGACGAUAUUCAGACAAAUGGGCAGCAAGAAAAGGCCGCCUUCCAAAGCACGCAAGAGAACAAAAGUGGCCAAGAGCGCCAUGAUGCGACAUCAACUGCGGCGUCAGGCGGAUGCUUUGGCUCGUCAACAAGACGAUGACGUCCGGCAAGUACUUGUCGAAGCAAUGCUUAUCGAAGCGCCCUCCACAUCAUCAUGCACCUCACAAUUUGCCACAGAUACAUCCAUGGCUUCAGUUUAUCCCCUCAACAUCAAGCAGGAACCAGAAAAUUGUAGCCUUUCCUGCUCACCAAGGAACGUAGCAGAAAAUGAGGAAUUCAUCUCUCCCGAUCCUCCAGAAACAGCAGCCCAUUCCAUCAACAUCAAGCAAGAGCCUCAAGAUGAAUUUCCCAGUUCACCCACAAACUACGAAGAGACUUCGGAGUACUGCGUUGAAACACCGGAAGUCACCAUAUAUGAUGGUGUCAACAUUAAAGAAGAACUUGUGGAUUUCUGUGAGCCAUCAGCAUCUUCCCAGUGCAGCACCGUUGGUUCAGGGGUUUUCGUUGAUCAUAAGCCCAUGGUCACUUCUGGCAACCUGCUUACAGCAGUCACGUCGGACCAUUGUCACGGAUCAUCCAUGCAGUUACUGGAACAUAACGAAGAGGCUAAAGCACUCGGAGAACCCAGCCACCAUGUGAACUAUAAGGAGCAAGAACAGGAACAAGCCUUCCAGUACGGCACACAUCCCGCUACGUCUCACGACAUCUCCCUUUUAAAAGAUCGCCACCUCAACGUGCACAACACCGAGGUAUUCAGGUGCGACAUCUGCGAUGCAGUAUGUUACGACCCAUUUUCCCUGAGAGAACACAUCAAGCUCCACACAGGAGGAGGAUCGCGCAACUGCGAGACGUCCCCUUCGAUGUUCGCGGAGAAGGCCAGUCCGAUGAGUCGCUUGCACGCCCAUAAUGGUGGCGAAGGGCCGCGCACGUCUUCGUCCGAAUCAUCCCACAGGUGUCACCAGUGUCCCGCCGCAUUCCGGGACCUCCACAGCCUCGGGAAGCACAUGCGAGCUCACGUGGGCAAGCCGUACAAGUGUGAACAGUGUCCGGCUUCCUGCGACGACCCGCGCACCCUCUUGCACCACAUGAAGGCGCACGGCGAGGUAAAGCCGUACAGGUGCGUGCUCUGCCCGGCCUCGUUUGCCGCACUGAGCAACCUCAAACGCCACAUGAGCAGCGUGCACACCAAGGAGAGGCCGUACCACUGCGAGCUGUGCCCCGCCACCUUCGCGGAGCGCAGCAUGCUCAGGCGGCACCAGUUGACGCACACGGGGGAGAAGAACUUCCAGUGCGAGCUCUGUCCCGCCAGUUUCGCCGAGGCUCACAAACUCAAGCGUCACAUGAUGACGCACACCGGCGAAAGGCCGUACAAGUGCCAGCGGUGCCCGGCCGCGUUCUCCCAGCACUGCCACCUCAAGAACCACGCGUGCGCGCAGGAGGGCGGCAAGCCGUACAAGUGCACCGUGUGUCCUGCCACGUUCAACGUGCUUCGCAACCUCGAAGCCCAUAUGCGCAUACACAACGGUGCGGAGCUGCACAAGUGCGAGCUGUGUCCUGCGAAAUUCGCUUAUCUCCACUACUUGCACUGGCACAUGCAUUCCCACGGGGACAAAAAGACCUUCAAGUGUUCGUCGUGUCCUGCUGCGUUCAAGCACUACACCAACCUCGAACGUCACGUGCGGAAUCACGCGUGCGAAAGGACGGACGAGUGUGCGGUUUCCGCUCCUACGUUGACUGAGCCACAAGCACUCGAGUGUCACGUGAAAACUGACACGGAUGAAGGAAAAUUGGGCUAGAUCCCCCUCUCUUUUUGAGGCCCGUGACAGUAUGUGCCGCAUUGAGCAGUUAUCACUGGGGGUAUACUGGGGGAUUGCAAUGUGCUGCACUAGUACCCAGGGUGUCUACCAACCUGGAAAACCUGGAAUUGUCUCGGAAUUUUGAUGCAACUGGAACAUUAGGGGGACCUCCUGGGAAGUUUUCAAAAAGCACCUGAAUUCAGGGGGAAAAUUGCAGACAGGUGUCGUUACGAUAUACAGCUAAUGGCUGGUCAGCAUGGUUGAGAGGAGGGCUCCAGAGUGAACCGAAAACAGGAAAAAAAAAAAAAAAGAGAAGAAGAAAAACAAGAUGUUAUUUUUGGCAAGCCAAAGUGGAACAGAAACGUAAACUAUUUUUCUGUUCUGGAGGGAUACAGCAAAAAGUUUUCGGUGUUUGGUUCAAGCGCAAAAUUGAAUUAUGUACUACUUUGACCUCGAGAGCAUGUAACACAGGAGCUCAAGUGCACAGUACAUGGCAUCCAUCGGUGUUUAGGUGGCAAUUCAUCCUCUCAGAUCAAAGGUCUAAUCUCUACGCGAAAAUAGUGGACACUGUACAUUGUAGCUACUUGUGCACAAACCUCACAUCACAAUCAAUGUACCAGAGUACAAGACAGUAGAGCAUUGCACAGGCCCGGGCUUACCCGAAAGCCGGGCUUUGCAUUUUUUAUGCGGGCCUGGGCUGGGCUUCAGCCAUCGAGCCCGGGUCGGGUACGGGCUUGACAACGCCGGCCAUGGUGGGGUAUGUAUGCGAACAUAUUUCACAAGACUGGACAGCUUAAUUUUCGUGUCAGGUUGUUUUUUCUAUUGGGUAUGGGAUAUCAUGGUAUUCUGAUAACUAUCACUUUUCUAUAUGUGAUCAUGCUUAUUUCGUGUAAUGGGUCUGGAUUUCACACAUGCACUCAUACACAUUUGGGGACGAUUGGUGUGGCGGGCGCGCUGAGAGUCCGGCACAAGGAUUACUUAGGUUAGGGGUGGGGAUUUCGUUCCCGUGAAAGUCCGGCACGAGGGCCAGUUAGGUGUUCUGACAUAUUUCGUUCGCGUGAGAGUUCGAGAAAGGGGAACUAAUACCGGUGCAUGCGCAAUAGAGCGGAAAUGAGCCUCUCUUGAACCGCAAGGCACAUACAUACCGCCCACGCGCCGCUGUUUUCCCAAGCAAGGAAGCACCAAGCACAGAGCAGCUUGAUGGCAGAGAAACACAGCCACUCUGUUUGAGUGUGCCUCCUCACUCUUUACCAAUUAGCUGCGCCCUUUUCCUUGCUGCGCUGUGAUCUUUAGUAAAUCUAAAUACGCCUCCCGGCCUGGAGAACACAGAGCAGAGGCGGGCUGUUGACCGGGGCUGGAAAUCGAUAGAAGACGUUGGGCCCGGGCCGGGUGCGGGCCGUAGCAGCCAGGCCUGGGCUGGGCACGGGCCUGAAAAUUAGGCCCGUGCAGUGCUCUACAAGACGGGCUCAUUGUUUUUCUCUAAGCCACGUGGUGGGUUAUUUUUGCUGCAGAUAAUUCUCCUUACACCAAGUGGAACUGGACCAGUCUAGAACUACUAUGUUUUUACUCCAGAGCAAAACCGGAAUGGAACCGAAAUGAACACCAGAAUGAGGAUACGUUCCGGAUUUAACACCAGGUGAUUGAGAGGCAAUGCAGCAGCAACGUUGCUGCAAGUAACAGUUCGCCGACACGAUACGCUCAGAGGCAGUAAAGUUAUACGUGUUAUUUAACAAAAAAUUAAAAUAAAUUAGGCAUAGUGCGACGUCUCCCUACACUAGUAAAAGAAAAUGUAGUAGAAAAGAAAAGAAAGGAAAAGAAGGAAAAGAAAAUGUAGAAAAGAAAAAGUGAAAGAAAAUGGUUCUCCUAAACAGUAAGGAUAAACAUGUAUUUGUAUUAUGUUUGCUUGAAUAAUUCAUUACAACAAAUAAAUAAGAAUAAACAAUGAUGACCCGUUUUAUGAGUUGUCUGUAUGACAACUUAGGAGCAUGCACCAAGUGUGACUCUUGUUUUGGUCAGGGAAUUUGCUUGAAAUAAUUGGUGAAAACCUGAAGUAGUUUGGGGAAUUUGAAGGGUACAGUUGAUAGACACCCUGAGUAUCGCUGCUUCCUCUUUUUCUCUGCAGCAUCAUGAUGCAAUAAAAAGAGCGUGACCCUA